AUGUUCCAGCUGCGAAAAAGCCAACGUCCCGUGCCUCACGUAUCAUGCCGGGAAACAGGCGGAUGUCAGUAUCUCUCCUCCCCUCGAAGCCCCGAGUAUCUGGCCUGCUCUGCUGAUAGCUCCAAGAUUCCUCGUGACUACAUCUCCAGCCUGGAAGAGCAGAUAGCCACCCUUACACAGGAAGUCCAGCUUCUGCGGGAACGCACACGGGAUCCUCCAGCAGCGGACGGAGAGGUGGCAAUCACAACAACGACGCCUCGUUCCACGGCCUCAACCCACGAGAUAGGCAUCCUUCCGACAGCGAGCCAGCCCGCCUCUGAUGAAGCCUCGCCUCUUUUCCAGGAUUUGGUGACAAAAGUCAAAAGGGUGGUGGUUGAACCUUUCCAGCAACCGCGGUUUCUGGGUCAGAGUAGCGGCAUCUCGUUUGCCAAAAUGGUUCUGGCAGCCAUUCAUGUCGAGAACCUGUCGUCGCCGCUUGUCCCAGAGAAGCAGCCAUUUCAUGACUUCUCGCUGUUGGAGUCCCCCCCAGCCAAAGCGUCGCUGCCGCCUCGCCAUGUCGCAGAUCAUCUGGUCGAUGUUUACUUCCAGUACCGGACACCUCACUUGCCAAUCCUGGCUCGCUCGCAGGUAAGCAACGCCAUCGAUAGCGCAUAUCGUUCUAGCGGGACAGGCUCAGUCUCAGUGGAUGUUCCGGAGAGGGACAUGUUCAUCGCGUACAUGGUCUUCGCCAUUGCCCUUGUCGACGUCCCGCACACGUCAGGGGGUCGACCAAGCCAAAGUGACGGGUGUUUCCGGUCAGCACUCACCUGGGUCGAAAAGAUCCUCACAUACUCCAAGAGCGACAUUGAAACCCUCCGAACGGUGCUCCUGCUGGCACAGUUUGUCGCACUGUCUCCGUCCCGAGGAAGCCUUUGGCAUCUCACAGGCUUCGCGCUGCGUCUGUGUAUCGACGUGGGCCUCCACUGGGAGACCGAGUUACAGUGUCUCAACAUGGGGGCGGAGGUGUUGAACGACCGCAGACGCCUCUGGCACUCGACAUAUCAUUUCGACCGGCUUCUGUGCAUCACGCUCGGCCGCCCGUUUGGCAUUCUCGACGAAAGCACCCGUGUCCAGCUUCCGAAUCCCUGGACCGGGUACGGCCGUCAAGGCCUGGGAGAGCAACGAGAUGACGAAUUCGACAUCCACACCCAUCGGGCGCACAACCAUCUAUUCACCCUCGCGAGACUCGAGUCGGAAAUCAGACAUGUCCAGCACAGCCAAGUGUGGACGCUGAGACCGGCAUACCCGCGACCGAACUGGACGUCCUGGCUGCAAGACAUUCUUCCGCGGUUGCAAGAGUGGAACACGACCAUUCCGGACCCCGGCAAAGCGCAUCCGUCCUCCAUCUUCGCCUCCCAGGCCUACUGGGACGUGACGUACAACAACGCGAUCCUGCUGCUCUACCGCCCACAGGCGGGGAGCGUGUACUACCGAUCGGCAGAAGAGGUGGUCACGUCGUUCGACGCGUCCUGCAAGGUCAUCGCGGGCCUGAAAGUCCUGCAGCGCGAGGGCCGGGUCGAGAUGCUGUGGAAGUCGGUGCACCACCUGUUCAUGGCCGGGCUGGGCGUCGUCUACGGCCUGUGGCACUCCAAGGAGAUCCGGGAGCGGAACCCCGUGUCCAGGAGCAUCGCGACCCUCCAAUCCUGCGCCUCCACCCUGGCCGCCAUGUCCGAGACGUUCCCGGGCGCCGCGGGCUGUCGGGACGCGUUCGACGCGCUGUCAUCAACCACGAUCGACUGGCUCGUCACCAGGGACAUUGAGGAGGUGCACCAGAACCGCGUCGACUUUGAGAACCACGUCCGCGCCUUGACCAGGCAGUUGCAGCUUUCACUCCAUCGCGCCCACUCCCGUCCCGGCGAAAGCGACAGCGACGGCGUGGGCACAGGCCAUCUUCGUGCCAUCGCCGCCGUCGACGAGGAUGACGACACGAGCAAUACCUUUGACGACCUCGGCGAAUUGCUCAGUACGGCGGCCCAGUGGCCCGACCUGGGCGAGUUCAGCUUUAUCAGCUAG
This is a messenger RNA of Fonsecaea nubica, 2052 nucleotides long. RefSeq lists its product as hypothetical. The coding region runs from base 1 to 2052 and encodes 683 amino acids. The record is from RefSeq and is a predicted model, not a curated record. Lineage: Eukaryota; Fungi; Ascomycota; Eurotiomycetes; Chaetothyriales; Herpotrichiellaceae. Gene Ontology annotation, biological process: positive regulation of transcription by RNA polymerase II; DNA-templated transcription. Gene Ontology annotation, molecular function: zinc ion binding; DNA-binding transcription factor activity, RNA polymerase II-specific; sequence-specific DNA binding. The transcript has a single exon.